Talpa occidentalis (Iberian mole) is the source of this 3189-nucleotide messenger RNA. It is a transcript of the gene UMPS, whose product is annotated as uridine monophosphate synthetase. Lineage: Eukaryota; Metazoa; Chordata; Mammalia; Eulipotyphla; Talpidae. The record is from RefSeq and is a predicted model, not a curated record. The coding region runs from base 56 to 1498 and encodes 480 amino acids. The transcript has 6 exons. Gene Ontology annotation, molecular function: orotate phosphoribosyltransferase activity; orotidine-5'-phosphate decarboxylase activity. Gene Ontology annotation, biological process: 'de novo' pyrimidine nucleobase biosynthetic process; 'de novo' UMP biosynthetic process.
AGUGCGCCGGCGCGACGGGCGCCGCCGGAUUCACGCCACAUGGGAGCUCACCGCCAUGGCGCCUGUGGUUGCAGCUUUGGGCUCUUUGGUAACGAGUCUGUACGACAUGCAGGCUUUCAAGUUUGGAGACUUCGUACUGAAGAGCGGACUGUCCUCCCCCGUCUAUAUCGAUCUGCGGGGCAUUGUGUCUCGACCGCCUCUUCUGAAACAGGUUGCUGAGAUUUUAUUCCAAACUGCUCAAAAUGCAGGGAUCAACUUUGACACUGUAUGUGGAGUGCCUUACACAGCUUUACCUCUGGCUACAGUUAUUUGUUCAACCAAUCAGAUUCCCAUGCUUAUUAGAAGGAAAGAAGCCAAAGAAUAUGGUACUAAGCGUCUUAUAGAAGGGGCUGUUAAUCCAGGAGAAACCUGUUUGAUAAUUGAAGAUGUUGUUACCAGUGGAUCUAGUGUUUUGGAAACUGUUGAGGUUCUUCAGAAGGAGGGCUUGAAGGUCACUGAUGCGAUAGUGCUGCUGGACAGAGAGCAAGGAGGCAAGGACAAGUUGCAGGCGCAGGGGAUUCGUCUCCAUGCAGUGUGUACGUUGUCCCAAAUGCUGGAAAUUCUUGAGCAACAGAAAAAAAUUGAUGCUGAGAUGGUUGAGAGAGUGAAGCAGUUUAUUCAGAAGAAUGUUUUUGUGGCAGAUGAUCAUAAUGGCUCUCUCUCCUCAAUAAAGAGGGCACCCAAAGAACUCAGCUUUGGUGCACGUGCAGAACUGCCUGGGAUCCACCCUGUUGCCUCAAAGCUGCUCAGGCUUAUGCAGAAGAAGGAGACCAAUUUGUGUCUGUCUGCUGAUGUGUCAGAGUCCAGACAGCUGCUACAGCUGGCAGACACUCUUGGGCCCAGCAUCUGCAUGCUCAAGACUCACGUGGAUAUUUUGAAUGAUUUUACUCUGGAUACGAUGAAGGAGUUAACAACUCUGGCAAAACGCCAUGAGUUCUUAAUAUUUGAAGACCGGAAAUUUGCAGAUAUAGGGAACACAGUAAAGAAGCAGUAUGAAGGUGGUGUCUUUAAAAUAGCUUCGUGGGCUGAUCUAGUAAAUGCUCAUGUGGUACCAGGCUCAGGAGUUGUGAAAGGCCUGAGAGAAGUAGGCCUGCCAUUGCACCGGGGGUGCCUGCUCAUUGCAGAAAUGAGCUCCCUGGACUCCUUGGCCACUGGGAACUACACGAAAGCCGCAGUUGGAAUGGCUGAGGAGCAUUCUGAAUUUGUGGUUGGUUUUAUUUCUGCCUCUCGAGUAAGCAUGAAACCAGAAUUUCUUCACUUGACUCCAGGAGUUCAUUUAGAAGCAGGAGGGGAUAAUCUUGGUCAGCAGUACAACAGCCCACAAGAAGUCAUUGGUAAACGAGGUUCUGAUAUCAUCAUUGUAGGUCGGGGCAUAAUAACAGCAGCUAAUCGCCUGGCAGCAGCUGAGAUGUACCGAAAAGCUGCUUGGGAAGCUUACUUGAGUAGACUUGGUGUUUGAAUGUUUUUUUUGUGAAGGCCUGAAAUGCACUGGCUUGAAAUAAGCAGACUUACUACUGCUUGGAUUCUUUCAGGGACCUUGUAUUGUGACAUCUGGGGUGUUGGGCUCUAGGAAAUACUGAGUGGCUUAUAAGCACUACUGUUAUAGUUUAUUUUCAGGUGUUCUUUUAUUGAGUCUGAUGUUGGCUGGACAAUCUCAGCCCUGACUUUGUUAGGGAGAUAUCCUCAAAUUUGGAAGCUAGCUCUAGAUCAAACUGCUUUAGAUUCUUUUAAUUGCCAUGAGACAAAAAGUUUAGGAUAUUAAGCUAAGCCCAGAACACCAUUUCUUGUGUCUAGUGUGAUACUUUAGGUAUACAAAUGGUGCUGGUUCCCUGAACUCUUGUUACUCACCAGAGAGAGCAAGGUAACCAUAGCGAAGUCCAUGCAGCCAAUGUCUGGCUCUCACUGCAGCAAGUGGAGCGGGUUCCACCUCACCUUCUGCCCUAGGCAGGCAGCAGUUGUGGGCCUGUGCUGAACCUCGGUCGCAUAGCUUCCUUUCCCACUAUUGGGUUUACAAGUGAACUGACUGCUGCUUUGUUUAUGAGUCCAUUGGGAGGCUUGCUUAAGGAUCCCACAUAAUUGUUCUGUCAUUGACAUGGGAAGUCAACCUUGGCAAGAAAUGAGACAAAGGAGUCCAGCAGCCGCUGUCAUUGACAUUUCUGUGUUUCCACUGGGGACAUCCACCUAUCCUCAUACACUCCACCUUUACAUGUGUAGCAUAAUUUCUGACUAGAUUUCCAGUAUUUUGGAAUGGCCCCUACUCUGCAUGUUCAAAACCCAGUUUGAGCAGAGACAGGAUGGCACUUGUUUGAAGCUUCAGUUCACCAGCAUACUCAACCUGCUGGCCUUGUAUGGUCGUACCUGUAGCCCACAGCAGAUGUCAGGACACUUAGUCAACAGUUGUUCCAUCCCUGAUCACCCCCCACUCCCCUCUCUAGUAAUUCACAGCCUAUUCCAUCUUGCCAUGUUGGAAGGUCUAGGUGAAAAGCAGUCUGAUUUAACUCCUUGUGUAAGAAUACCCUUUCUCUGAUAAUGCCAUCUCUGUUGCUCAUUACAAAAAGAGCUCACAAUUAUAACUUUGUUUUAAAGACGCCUGUCAACCAAUCCAGAAUUUUUGAACAAAUGACUUCAGCCCCUUACAGCUCUCCUAUUCUCUGACACUGAGGGAACACACCCUAUCCUUUGAUUGUGGCCCCAAAUCUAACUUCUGUUCUCAAAUAAACAUAUCCUUGAUUAAUAAACAUUUCCUUGAUUAGGCUGAUUCUAUAAAACCCAGUUUAAGCUUCAUGCCUCCAGUGCUACAGCUCCUGCUUUUCCCGCCAUGAAAAGCAGUUAUCAAGGAAAUUGAAAGGGCCAGAAAGAAACGGAAGAGGUGGGGGACCCCCCUGGUGGUGCAGCGGGCUGAGCGCCAAGCUGUGAAGCUGCCCACAGCCUCCAUAGCACGGGCUCGAUUCCCAGCCGCCAAGUCCACCCCAAACAUCCCCAAAUCCAACCUCUGCCUGCACACAUUUUCUUGAUUAGUCUGAGCCCAUAAAACCCAAUUUUAGCUUCAGGCCUCCAGUGCUACAGCUCCAGGGCCCUCAUGGGAAAAACAAUUAAGGAAAUUGAAAGGGCCAGAAAGAAGCACAAGAGGCGGGGGACCCCCCCAGUGGC